CGUGCAGGAGAAGAAGGCGGCGAUGCAAUUUCUAUGCUAUAAAUAGAGCGUGCAAAAAAAAAAAAAAGAAUGAAAAAAGAAAGAAAGAGAGAAAAAAAAGAGAAGAACCCUUCACACAUCUGGUGCACGAGCACUUUUUUUUUCUCUCAAAGCCACCCCCCACCCGUGUCCGCGUCUCGCGCGGAAUGCCGUGGAUCUCUCGGUAUCUCUUUCUUUCGCGCGCACGCACACGCGCGCACACACUCGCUCGCUCUCUCUCUCGCGCGCACACACUCGCUCGCUCUCUUUCUAUCGCGCGCGCGCGCACGCACUCUCUCUCUCUCCCUCUCUCUGUCUCUCUCACACACACACACACACACACACACUCUCUCUUCCUCGCGCUCGGUUUAUUGUUCCUAACCGAGACAGCUCAAUAAAACGUGUCACUGGGAUUAUGGGGAAACUUGUGCGACUUGGCGACGGACAAUAAUCAGACCAUCGGAUGGAUUUUGUGCUCGGAGAAGAAACGAGAGAAAGGAAGGAAGGAAGGAAGGAAAAAACACACACACAGAGACACACACACACACAAAACACGCCGUGUUCUGGAUUACAGCAGCGCGUGAGAUUACUGUAGGAUUUGUAUGAUCGAAACAAUCAAGCGGGAAAAAGAAGAGGAGGAAGAAGAAGAUCGAGAAGGAGGAGAGCAAGAAGAAGGAGAAGAAGAGGAGGAAAUCUGGCAUGGCCACGGCGCGUCGUGUCUCCCGGUUCGGGUUAAAGAAGCACGGCUACACGCCACAUCUCGGCCGACAAUGAUCCGGUUUCACGGUGGAAAGCGGCCCGGUGUUUACGGACACAUCCGGAUCGGCGAAACAAAGAAUCGAUUUGCAUGAGGACAGGAUCCUCCGUUACACACACACACGCACACGCACACGCGCGCGCGCGCACACACACACCUUCAUCACGCCUUUUCCUGAAAGCAAUCAGGUUUAUAAACAGGGAUCCUGUUUGAUUAUUUUUUUGUUUUGUUUGAAAACGGAACCCUUUUUUUCGGCACCGUGGGCUCGAUCCUAAUACCGAUCGAUCGAGGAUUUCGACAUGCCCUUCUCUGAGGAAGCCAUCGGCGGACCACUAUGACUACAGCGGCGAAUUGGGUGGCGAACGGGGCAAGCCUCGAAGACUGCCAUUCCAACCUUUUCUCUUUGGCGGAGUUGACGGGCAUCAAAUGGCGCUGCUACAAUUUUCGUGGUGGCGGCGAAUACGGACCCGUGAUCUCGGCCCCAGCGCAGGAUGACCCGGUGCUGUGCAGCUUUACACGCUGCGUGCAAGCCAACCUGCUGUGUGUUUGGCGACGCAAACUCAAACCUGACGCCAAGGAGCUCUGGAUCUUCUGGUGGGGCGAUGAACCCAACUUGAGUGACAUCAUACACCAUGAGCUUGAAGUGGUCGAAGAGGGACUGUGGGAAUGUGGGCUUUCCUAUGAGUGCAGGACACUCCUCUUCAAAGCUGUUCACAACCUGCUGGAACGGUGCCUCAUGGACAAGGACUUUGUGCGCAUCGGCAAGUGGUUCGUCAAGCCGUAUGAGCUCGAGGAGAAGCACCUCGGCGCCAGCAGUGAGCACCUCUCUUGCUCCUUCUCCUUCUUCCUGCAUGGUGAGAGUAACGUGUGCACCAGCGUGGAGAUCUCACAGCACCAGCCUGUCUACCACAUCACCGAGGAGCAUGUACGCCUGGCCCAGACCUCCAGCAGUCCCAUACAGGUGAUUCUGAGUCCGUACGGAUUGGGUGGAACUCUGACGGGUCAGGUGUUCAAGAUGAGCGAUCCGGCAGUACGCAAGCUGAUGGAAGAGUGGAGCUACUUCUACCCCAUGGCUCUGAAACACAGCAGGGGCGAGCAGGACAGCGACCUCAGCUACGACCCCCACAGCCAUGUCGCUAUGGAGGUCAUUGUGGGUGGUGUGAGGAUGAUCUACCCAGCAGCCUUUGUGCUCAUUGCCCAAGCUGAUCUGCCUGUAGAACAGCCUCCUCCUGCCCAUGGAGCUCAAAGUGGCACUAGAGACUCAUCAAACUGCGGCAUUCCCCUCACCCCUCCCACGUCCCCAGAGCAGCCCUGCUCCGGUGACAGCGGCUUUCAGACCGCAGUCUCCAGCGUGAGCAGUCAAGAGAGCGGAGUCACCCACAGCCCGAAGCAUUCGGAGAAAAAGCUGAGCAAUCAGAUGGUCCACCAAGCAUGGAAGGAAUGUUACAUGAACCAAUUACAGCGCAAAUGCAAUCUGUCGAACGGCAUGGUGCCAAAAAAGGAAGUGACAAGCGAGGUGGCAGUGUGGGACUUCACUGACCCAGGGGAGAGAGCCCCAUGCAGCUGUAACAGGUUAAGGCCACAGUCGAAGCAGCAGCAGCAAGCAAAUGGUUUUUCGGCUAAUUCCCAGCCCAGUACAAACCCCUCAUCCUCUUCCAGCUCUUCUUCUUUAUCCUCCUCUUUACCGCCACCUUCAACACCGAAAAGCAAGACUGCGGACAAAGCAGACAAGUCUGACAAAGUGGCCAAGCGGGCAGCCAUCACCCCCUUCCACCACCGCCUUUCUUUAGACCAGCAGCCAUGCCCGGAGCAGGACGCACCUCCUGGAGCUCAACUGGUACUCGCAGCCUUGGACACUUCUCUGGAUACCUUGCCUGGCUGCAAGUAUCCUAAGCCCAUGUUUACUGGCAGAAAAGGGCCUGAGUCUCUUCUUCAUUCUCCAGUAUCACCACUACCACCUACACUAAGCCCACACCCUAGGGUGCAGGACCCUGAGGUUCUGGAGGUGCCCAUGGAUGUUUCGCAUUGCCUAGAGGGGACUCCUGUGCAUACAGCCCCAGAAAUGAGUGACACUGCUCUGUAUACAGCCUCUCUACUGCCCAGAGAAGCAAGUGGGGGCUGGUGGAAGAGUUACAGGACUCCCAGGGUAGACAAAACUGAGUACAAGCCACCAGAAUUGCCCUACGAUAUGGUGGAAAUUAAAACUGAGGGUGAAGGAACUGCCUUGAAGAGUUUUUUUGCACAGACGCACAAGAGGUUUAAGAUCUCAGAAGAGAGGCUUCAGGAGCAUAUGAGCACUCUGGGAUUUCUGCAGCAGCCGGGAGUUGAAGGGCUUGGGGAAUCCGGUGAAGAUCCUUACGACUUUAAGGAAGGGGACAUCGAGUACAGCUUUCCCACCACCAAAAGAUUGAAGAGCCGGGAUCCCAGUCGGAAAUCAAAGGGAGAGGAGGUCAAUGGCAACAGUGCCGUCCCUGAAGGGAAAGACGCCAUGUCCAUUUUCAUCUCCACUCCUAAAUUCGGAGAGGAAUUGGCUCAGGACGAGUCUGGGGGAAAGGCCAACCCGCCUCUGACCAGAGAGAAAGAUCUGAUAGUGCUCAUAUCUGACUUGGAAAACAUCUUUGGGGAGGAGGAAGAUGAUCUCGGGACCACUUUUACUAAUCAUCAGCAUCCAUCCAAGACUGGAGUGCCAGGGGCUGAAGAGCGCCCCCUGGGGAUUGAUGGGAGAGGAGCAGUGCCAUAUCCCUCAACAGUAGCAGAGCUUCAGCGGAUGUUCCCCACUCCUCCUUCUCUGGAGCAGCACCCAGCAUUCUCUCCAAUCACAACCUACAGAGACACCCCCAGCCAAGAAACCCCAGCACCCUUAGCAGGACACGAGCAUCCCCUAAAUGCACACACCAACAACCAGUUUAGCGAUUUCAGGUCUGAAAUGGAUGAAAAUGUGACAAGCCCGAAAUCAGAGGACAUACGGCCCCAGAUAGGUUGUUCCAUGUUUGCUCCCCUUCGAACAUUACCCAGCCAGUGUCUUCCCCCACUGAAGAUCCCUGAGCAGUGCUACUACAGACCCUCAUGGUCCUUGCUUCCCAAGAUGGAGCCCUACUGCCUUCCAAGCCAGGCAUCUUUUGUACGAGACGGAUAUGUCAAUGUUCCCAGCAUUGGCGCUCUGCAGGACCAAGACUAUGCCCAGAUGAGCACUGGUACCGCCUCUGUUGGCACAGCAGGUGGAGUCUUGCCUUCCCCAGCAACACCGCGUUUUUCUGUACCCACCCCACGCACCCCACGAACUCCACGUGGUGUAGGAACUGCCAGUGGGCAAGGCUCGAUCAAGCAAGAUGGUACAGAGCUCAGCUCACCCAUUUCCACGCCCUCCACUGGUCUACCCCUGAGUUCGGUAGAGCCGCUGGCAUCCGGGCCAGUUUUGCCUGAGGCGCACAGCCUCUAUGUCAUCCUGCUUCUCUCUGAUUCUGUCCUGGAUGUAUUCAAGGACCGCAGCUUUGACAGCUGCUGCAUUUGUGCUUGCAAUAUGAACGUGAAGGGUGCAGAUGUGGGUAUUUAUAUUCCCGACUCCACCCAAGAGGAUCAGUACCGCUGUAUGUGUGGCUUCAGUGCCAUCGCUAACCGGCGUCUGGCGCACGGUGCCGGACUCUUCCUUGAGGACGAGCUGGACAUCUUUGGCCGCGGCUCUGAGGCAGGACGGGCGGCUGAGAGGAGGCUGGCACUUGGCAGGAGAGACACGCCUACUGGUGGGAGGCGAGCCCAGGAGCAGACACCAUUGGAGGUGCUGGAACUGAUUCAGGAGCAGUGUUCCCAACCAAUCUUAUCUGUGGCAUCGCUGCAUAGUCCUGCUGCUUGUUCUUGCCGUAACAGACAGAGGGCGCUGUUGCAGAGUUGGGUAGCUGAUCGGCUUUGGGCAGACAGUAGCGAUGCAUGUGUGGAGUGUUACAACGCUCUGGUGCAGGGGCUGCAGUACGUCGACAAUGCAGCCGGUGGAAAAGUGGAGCAAGCCUUAGUGAGGAGCAGCGCCCUGCACUCCUGGCCUCACACGAAUGUGUUGGAUAUCAGCAUGCUGUCCUCUCAGGACGUAGUACGCAUGCUGCUGUCUCUACAGCCUUUUCUGCAAGAUGCUAUUCAGAAGAAGCGCACUGGCCGGACUUGGGAAAACAUACAGCAUGUGCAGGGCCCACUUACUUGGCAGCAGUUCCACAAAAUGGCUGGACGAGGUUCCUACGGUUCUGAGGAAUCUCCUGAACCGCUCCCCAUUCCCACACUGCUAUUGGGGUAUGACCGAGAUUUCAUGGCCCUUUCCCCUCUGGCUCUGCCCUUUUGGGAGAAGUUGCUUCUGGAACCAUAUGGGGGUCAGAGGGAUGUUGCAUUUCUUGUCCUCUGCCCUGAUAAUGACAUCCUCCUUGCUGGAGCCAGAACCUUUUUUCAGGAGCUUAGUGCUGUCUAUGAGUCUUGUCGGUUGGGAAAACACCAUCCACUGGCCCGAAUGUCCAGAGAUGGCAUUGUACCAGUAGGGCCAAUGGAGUCUGAGAAGUUGGCGGAGAAUGGAGGAGAGAUGGAUGAGUGGAUGACAAGGCCCUGGGCAGGUCAAUACCGAGAGGAUCAUUUAAACAAACUCAAGCUCUAUGCUCAAACCUGCAAGCAGAAAUUAUCCCCACAGCUCUCGACUCUGUCAUUAGACAGCAGCCUACUCGUGCCCCCGAAACCCCAACCUAGCUCAGCUCCUGUCCCUACCACCCAGUUGAACCCCAGCACCGGGGCCCCUGAAGGAGAAACAGCAGCAGCAGCUGCAGGAGGAGUCUCUGGAACAGGAAAUACGCCCACACCAACGAAUACCAGCGCUAGCCAGGCCAGCACAGAAGGUGCAGAUACACAAAGUGUCACUAAUACAAUGGCAAACCAGCAAAGCCAUCCAACAGAGAGUGCUGAGAGCUUGGCAGAGCGAGAGCGAAUAGGCAUUCCCACGGCGCCGCAGUCUGCCGAUAGCCAUGCCUACCCACCAGCCAUAGUGCUGUACAUGGUGGACCCCUUUUUGUGCUCCGGCUCAGGAGUGGGGUCAGGUGAGGAAGAGGAAACAGAAGAGGUGGAGUCACAUAGCAUGUGGUUGCUGGCGCUUCUGCGCUGCUAUACAGAUAUGCUGAGCACACUGCCAGAGAAUUUACACCCAGCGCUGGUGUUACAGGUGGUGCCAUGUCAGUACCUGUUGCAGCCAGCCAGUGGUGAGAGUCCUCUGUACCUGCAGCACCUUCGGUCUUUGGCUUUCUCUGCCCAUUCACAGUGCAGGCGCCGACUUCCAACACAGACACACAUCAAGUCGCUCACAGGCUUUGGCCCAGCUGCUACCAUUGGUUCUUUGUUCAAGAGCAUGGAGAACCCGAGCUCUAUGCAAGUGUACUCUCCUCCGUUUGUCCUGGCCCCCCUGCGCACUAAGCAACCGGAUAUAGGGGAGGAAGCUACCACACGCAACAAUGUGCUCUUUGUGGGAUACUGUCUGUCCCAUGACCAACGUUGGAUUCUUGUGUCUUGCACUGAUCAGCAGGGGGAGCUACUAGAGACCUGCAUUAUCAACAUUGAUGUCCCCAACAGGUCUCGGCGCCCCAAGUUUUCCCCACGCAAAAUAGGCCUGCAGAAACUGUGGGAGUGGUGCAUCGGGAUCAUCCAAAUGACAGCAAUUCCUUGGAGGAUUGUGAUCGGGCGAUUGGGUCGAUUAGGUCACGGCGAACUGAAAGACUGGAGUCUGUUGCUGGGUGAACACUCUCUGCACUCGAUUAGCAGGCAGCUGCGGGAGGCAUGUCGCAUGUGUGGCAUUUCAGCCGCUGAUUCGCCAUUCAUCCUCAGUGCCUGCCUCGUCUCCAUGGAGCCCCAGGGGUCCUUCGUGAUCAUGCCUGAUGCUGUGACAAUGGGAUCAGUGUUUGGUCGCAGCACAGCUCUCAACCUGCAGACGUCUCAGCUCAACACUCCACAGGAUGCUUCCUGCACCCAUAUCCUUGUCUUUCCCACAUCCUCCACCACGCAAGUGGCCCCAAGUUCCUACCCAACUGAGGACAACCCAGAUGAUAUAUUUGGCCUGCCGUUCACGGACGACCUGGAGAAAGACAUUGAGCACGAUAUGAUGUUGAUCACCGGAAACCUUCACGCUUCCCCUAACACUUCUCCUGUGCCUUCCCCCGGCUCCCCCUCUGGUCUGGGGGUGGGCUCCCACUUUCCUCACACACGGUGUCAGGGUGAGCGGUUGUUGUCUCGAGAGGCUCCUGAAGAGCUGAAGCAGCAGCCCCUGGCUUUAGGCUAUUACGUCUCCACUGCUCAGGCAGAAGGACUGCCUCACUGGUUCUGGGCUUCGUGUCCUCAAGCGCAGAACCAAUGUCCACUCUUUCUCAAGGCCUCUCUGCACCACCACAUCUCCAUAGCUCAGACAGACGAGCUCGUCGCCAGCAAGACGUCCCAGAAGAACCCACAUCCACUGGACUCCAAAACCACUUCAGAUGUGCUCAGGUUUGUGCUGGAGCAGUACAACGCCCUCUCCUGGUUAACCUGCAGCCCGGCCACUCAAGACCGCCGCUCCUGCCUUCCUGUGCACUUCGUCAUCCUCACACAGAUGUACAACGCCAUCCUGAACAUCUUAUAGGACUAGUGGAGUGAGGCCAGCACACCUGGAUGCAGCUGCGUGCCUCUGAAAUGGGUGUUUGGGCCCAUUGUUCUGAAAUGUAGCCAUCAUUCGAGGGUUGAGGUUCGAAGAGGAAACUGUUUGCUCUAGCACUGCCUUUCUUUACGCAACGGAUUUCUGGAUUUCUGGGCUUUUGACUUUGAACCAACAAUGGCAGCUUGUGCUAUCCAUAGAGGCCAGUCAUCUUUUUUUUGUGUUUUUUGUUUUUUUUUGGUGGAAGCAUGCGACCAUCUCAGAAAUAAGCAUAGUACAAUCACUACCCUUUAACUCUCAGCUGCUGACUGGAGGAAAAGGGUUUUGAAUCUUGCACUUUUUGGAUAAACAAAUCGAGCUUCAGAUGGCAGCCAUACUUUUUAAACGUCUUUUCUUUUUUCUCCUCUUUCUCCAUUUAAGACCCUAGAAAAUUGGGCUGGCUGGAAGAAUCAUUCAGUAAUAACACUAUGGAUGCUAACAUCAUCUCAGAAGGCCUCUGGUUGCUAAUGUAUCAGCAGUUUUAUCUCUUGCCCACAAGUCAUGCAAAUGUGGUCUACAGACAUGGAUGGAGCAACUGGUUGACCUGAUUCGAAUGCUAUUUAUAUUACAAGCAAUUUUUCCCACAAUUUUUUGCUUGGAUUGGUUCUGUUUUGCUAGACAGCUUCCCUUCAUAAGUCUGACAUUCAGCUGUUUUAAACACUACUCAGUUUGACUCCAAAUUCAUCAAUCAAUUCCACAUAUUCAAAAAUUCCCCUAUUAUAUCUGAAUCCGAUCCAGUGGCCUCUUAUAAGAUACAUAGCUAAUCUAGGACCACAUUUGAAAGAUGUUCAAGUCUGAAGCAGUAGCACGGUGGUUAAGAUGUUGGAAUUAUGAUCAGAGGGUCAUGAGUUCAAAUCCCGCUUCCAAGCUGCCACUGGUGGGUUCGAGCAAGGCCAUUAAUCCUUGCAUUAGUGAGUUGCCCCGGAUAAGGGAUCUGUCGGUAGAUCAAACUACUAUAGUCACAAAAUUAUUGCGACCCAAAAAAAACAGAUUUGUGCCGUCAAUGUGAACAUAGGCCAAGGUUCUGGUACAGCAACAGCCAUUUUCCCACAAGCCUUGAAUCUUCAUGGAACACACACUCAUUUCUUUCUACGGCCUGAACCAAUAUGCAAGAGACUCUCUCCAUCGCACCCCAAACUGCCCACGGUGUGUAAUCAGCCCAUAGUCUAAUGGACCAGCAAGAGAAGCCCAGCUAAACUUUUUUUUUUUGUAAUCUAUUGUACAAAGCUCUUCUGAUGAGAUCUCUCUCAAAUUUGUACUUUAAGCUGGACCCUCGAGAGAGAAAACGCAACGGACUUCGUUUAACAAUGGCACUUUCUCCCUCGCGACCCUGAUGUACAUAAAUUUGCCAGCUAAUAUUUGACAAUGAAAUCGAAAAACUCUUGUUUAUAGUGUAGACUUUGCAGAGAAUUAUUUUUAUGAAUGCAAGCAAAAAAAAAAAGAAUUGACUAAUUUCCUUUUUUUUUUUUUUUCCUUCUUUUUCUUUUCCAAAAUUCAAAUCGAGAGCAUCAAGAUGGUAAUUUUAAAGAGGAUUGUACAACAAAAAUGUUCAAAUGCCAUAUUUAUAUAUUAUAUAUCCCAUUGUAUACAUUUACAUUUAUAUCAAAUCUCUUUCUAGCUACCACAAAAAAGGGGGAAUAUUGUGUAGGGAUUUACAUAAAAAGAAAAAAAAGUCUUUCAGGAGACAAAACAGAAUAAAGUGUUUAUGAAAUGAAUGCAUUAAGUUGCCUAUUUUUUAUUUACACUCGUCUUUUUUUGCCUUUUAAUUUAAUGCGUUAAGUUAAUAGCUGAACAAUGCAGAAAUGAUAUAUUUAUGAAGUGUUUUUCUAUCACUGCAAAAUGAACUUGAACUAGGCAAUAGAUCGAAUUCAGUGUAAAUGAACAUGAAACCUAUUGUACAUUUGAACUAAUAUGCAUUAUUUGUAAGGCAAGUCUUUAAAGAUGUCAAAAUUGAACCAUCAGAAAAAAGGCCUGUUUCUUAUUCAUUCACAAACGUUGCCCUGUAAUUUGUAUACUUCCUUGCAUGUUUGUAUAUACACUUUUCAGCAGUGUUUUUUUUUUUUUCCUCUCCUCCAUAUUUUUUUGAAGCUGUACAUUUCAUGGCAUUAUUGAAUUUAUUUUAUUUUUUAUUCUACAUGACUCCUAUGAAGUUUUUUUUUUUUUUUGAGAUAAAAUUAUACAGUAUAGCCACCUAAUUCAAAUACAGCCAAGGGUGCAUUGCCAAGACUUAUGUAUACUAAGGACAAAUACUUUUGGGGCAGGUUUGUUACACCUACCAUCAUUUUGAAUAUUUAGCAGAUCUGUCUCUGGGAAAAAAAAAAGGAUCUGUAACUUUUACACUUUUUUUUAAAGUAAAUUAUUCAAAUCUGAA
Messenger RNA from Silurus meridionalis, 9822 nucleotides. RefSeq names its product mediator of RNA polymerase II transcription subunit 13-like. Gene Ontology annotation, cellular component: mediator complex. Lineage: Eukaryota; Metazoa; Chordata; Actinopteri; Siluriformes; Siluridae. The coding region runs from base 1110 to 7400 and encodes 2096 amino acids. Gene Ontology annotation, molecular function: transcription coregulator activity. Gene Ontology annotation, biological process: regulation of transcription by RNA polymerase II. The record is from RefSeq and is a predicted model, not a curated record. The transcript is spliced from 31 exons.